AUGAGCACUAGAAGGGUUGCAAGAGGCCGCGGCAGAGGCUGUAGAGGUGCUAGAGCUGGAUCAUCGGCAUCGGGGUACAUGCCAGACGUUGAGGCGAGGGAAGCACAGGCUUCACCAGUGGCUGAGAUAGGGUCAUUCGACCGAGCUAUUGGGGAUAAUGCACUGGCCCAGGCGAUGCUUCAUAUUUUGGAAAGGGUUGCUGGUACUGUUGGGUCUAGUAUUGUUACUUGGGUCUGUGGGUCGGUUAUGGAACGACUCCGGCCACAUAGAGUAGAGAACUUUAGGGGAGUUUCUAGGGUGGUCCCUAGUGUGGCAGAAUACUGGUUGGAGGCCACCAAAAGAAUUUUGGACAACCUCGACUACACGCCAGAACAAAAGUUGAAGGGUGCCGUGUCCUUGCUGAGGGAUGAAGCUUACCAAUGGUGGCUUAUGGUAAAAGAGGGUACCUCGUCUGAUAGAUUGACUUGGGAGUUCUUCAGGUCCACGUUUCAAGGAAAGUAUGUAGGCGCUAGCUAUGUGGACGCUAGUAGAAAGGAGUUCCUGAGUUUGGUUCAAGGUGACGGACUUGAGUACGAGGCAAAAUUUUUACGACUUAGCCAGUAUGCCCAAGGAAUAGUAGCAACAGAAAACGACCGCUGUGUUCAGUUUUAG
Molecule: messenger RNA, 651 nt
Organism: Gossypium arboreum
Lineage: Eukaryota; Viridiplantae; Streptophyta; Magnoliopsida; Malvales; Malvaceae
Exons: 1
Coding region: 1-651 (216 amino acids)
Source: RefSeq, a predicted model, not a curated record